GUCAGUCUGUGCAUCGAAGACUUUGAAACCAGAAGAAGAAAAUUUUUUGAAGGAGACUUAACAGCUCCCGGUAAAUAAAAAUUUAAAAAUGUGCCAAGGACUAUCAUCACUACCAAGCUGCUACUUAGAAAGGGCAAAGGGUAUCAAGGCUCGGCUGGGAAUCUUUCUACAGAAGUCAAAGAAAACUUACGGUUCUGUGCAAGCAAGCAAGAUAGAUAAAGCAAAAUCCAGACCCUCCUCAGAGGAAGCAAAGAAUUGGAGACAAUCUCUGGACAAGAUGCUUUCUCAUAAAUAUGGUUUGGCUGCCUUCAGAGCUUUUCUUUGCUCAGAGUAUAGUGAGGAGAACAUUGAGUUCUGGCUGGCCUGUGAGGACUACAAGAAAAUCAGGUCAUCUGCAAAACGAGCCUCCAAAGCAAAGAAGAUUUAUUUGGAAUUCAUAGAAACAGAUGCUCCUAAAGAGAUUAAUAUUGAUUAUGAAACUAAAGACUCCACUAAGAACCACCUUCUGAAGCCCACUAUUUCCAGCUUCGAUGAGGCACAGAGUAAAAUCUACAACUUGAUGGAGAAGGAUUCCUAUCCCCGAUUCCUGAGAUCAGAAGUGUAUCUAAACCUGACCAAACAAACUGAAAGAGUGGCAAGCCGCUCAGACUCCAACAAGCAGUCCGAGACAUGAAUCUGGAAGGAGAACCUGUCGGGGGUAUCUGAACAGAGCAGCUAAUGCAAGCUGAGGACAUGAACGGAAAGCAUAAGUGGAAACAUAGUUGGAAAAGGUUUAUUAGUGAGCAAUGAGUUUGCACAGUUUAGGGAAAGAAUUGGACACGUAUUGAAGAAUAUGCUGAAGGUGUUGAGGGAACAGUACAUACUGAAGUGAGAGUGUUAGACUUUUACACAAAUAUUUUAUUGCUUAUUGUAUAAAUUAUUUAUUGUAUGUCCAUAAAUUAUUCUGUAAUAUUGGUUACACAUUGUAAGAAAAUAUUUGAGAAGUCUGCAUAAGGAAGAAUUUAUGCUGACUUUUGUUUAGGGAAACAAGUGUCUGCCUUCUACAAAAGUGUUUAAGGAGAUUUCUUGAAAUUUUAGCACAGUUGGGUCUUGUUGUGCAACUAUUCGACUAUCGGUAUGCACAUAAUUUUAACCUCCUUAAAAACUCCAUGGAAAACUAAUUGUAAAUCUUUUCACAUACAUCAAAUACUAAAUGACCAUUAAACCCCACACAUUAAAUCUUAGCCACUAGUUGAUAUCGUGGGCUUGUAAAAAGAUUAGCCAAACAUUCUGACAAAGCUCACCAAUGAGAGGAAUGUUUAUAGUCUUACACUUAAGUAAUUACUAACUUUGAAACAUGGUGCCAGAUGUUGGAAAUUCCCAGCGACACUUCGAAGCUUUUUAAUUCAGUUAUGUUGCAGCUCAAAUUCCACACUGAGCAGGACAAGCUACUUGCACCACGUUGUGCUAAAAGUUUGUUUUUUCUGUUGUAACAUUAUUUGUUGUCUGGCAUUGGUUUUUCAUUUAACUAUUUAUGUACAAGUCU
Molecule: messenger RNA, 1525 nt
Organism: Pristis pectinata (smalltooth sawfish)
Lineage: Eukaryota; Metazoa; Chordata; Chondrichthyes; Rhinopristiformes; Pristidae
Product: regulator of G-protein signaling 5-like
Exons: 5
Coding region: 89-673 (194 amino acids)
Source: RefSeq, a predicted model, not a curated record